GACUUAAGCAGUGCUCGAAGGAGCUAAGGCACGGGAAGUAACUGGAGUUUACAAGUAGCCUGUUCGCCUCAAGAGCCACUCCAUUCGGAUUUUAAUCUGGGAUAGAGAUACCACCCUGAAGGGUUUGUAUAAUCCCAGGUUCUCCGACAUGAUGUUCCCAGGCUUCACCGCUGACUACGAUGCGUCUUCCUCCCGCUGCAGUAGUGCUUCUCCGGCGGGAGACAGUCUCACCUACUACCCUUCUCCCGCAGACUCUUUCUCCAGCAUGGGUUCGCCUGUUAACGCGCAGGAUUUCUGCACGGACUUGGCUGCCUCCAGCACUAACUUUGUCCCUACGGUGACUGCCAUCUCUACAAGUCCUGACUUGCAAUGGAUGGUCCAACCCACUCUGAGCUCUUCGGUGGCCCCUUCGCAGAAUCGCACUCAUCCCUAUGGGCUCGCUGCUCCUCAAACUGGGGUCUACCCAAGGGCUGGGAUAGUCAAGACGACGGGAAACAGAGGGCAAAGCAUCGGCAGAAGGGGCAAAGUUGAACAGCUGACGCCAGAAGAGGAGGAGAAAAGGAGGAUUCGGAGAGAAAGGAACAAGAUGGCAGCCGCUAAAUGCCGCAACCGGAGAAGGGAGCUGACCGAUACCCUGCAAGCGGAAACCGACCAACUGGAGGAGGAGAAGUCCGCGCUCCAGACAGAAAUCGCCAACCUGCUCAAAGAGAAGGAGAAGCUGGAAUUCGUGCUGGCCGCUCACCGCCCUGCCUGCAAGAUCCCCGAGGAGUUACAGUUCUCGGAAGAGCUGGCGGUCUCUUCCCUGGAUCUGUUAGCCGACGCGCCCAUGGCCAGCUCUCCCGAGUCCGAAGAGGAGGCGGCUUUCGCCCUCCCGCUGCUGCAAGAGCCGACCCGGGCAGAGCCUGCGAAGGAGAGCAGCGGCUUGGAGUUGAAGGCCGAGCCUUUCGACGACUUCUUCGCUCGCUCCGCCCGCGGGACGCCGCGCUCUGUGCCCGACAUGGAUCUGUCCGGCUCCUCAUCCUUUUACGCCGCGGACUGGGAGCCCCUGGGGGCAGCGGCCCCCGUGGAUCUGGAGCCCCUUUGCACCCCGGUGGUGACCUGCACGCCCUGCCCCAGCACCUACACCUCCUCCUUCGUCUUCACUUACCCCGAGACCGAGUCUUUCCCCAGCUGCGCAGCGGCUCACAGGAAAGGUAGUAGCAGCAACGAGCCCUCUUCCGACUCGCUCAGCUCGCCUACUUUGCUGGCUUUGUGAAGGGACCGAGUCCCCGAGCAAUAAUCGCGGGGCUGGGUGAAAUCAUCGUUCCUACCCCGUCCUGCUG
Molecule: messenger RNA, 1322 nt
Organism: Protobothrops mucrosquamatus (brown spotted pit viper)
Lineage: Eukaryota; Metazoa; Chordata; Lepidosauria; Squamata; Viperidae
Gene: FOS
Product: Fos proto-oncogene, AP-1 transcription factor subunit
Exons: 4
Coding region: 149-1255 (368 amino acids)
Biological process (GO): regulation of transcription by RNA polymerase II
Cellular component (GO): nucleus
Molecular function (GO): DNA-binding transcription factor activity, RNA polymerase II-specific; RNA polymerase II cis-regulatory region sequence-specific DNA binding
Source: RefSeq, a predicted model, not a curated record